AUGAAAAACUCUUGUCUCAGUGACCACAUCCGCUUCUUCUUCUUCUUCUUCUUCUUCUUCUUCUUCUUCUUCUUCUUCUUCUUCGAUCCUUCCUUCCUUCCUUCCUUCCUUCCUUACUUCCUUUCUUCCCUCUCUUGCACUCAAAGGGAACUCGGAGGCCUCGCAGAUGGCCUCAUUGAUCCUGACUCCAAUCCUCCCUCAAACGAAAUUUCCCUACUACCGUGUAUCUUCUUUGCUGUCUAUGGCAACACCUCAAAAAUGUCCAUGAAUCAACAGCUGCCAAGCCGGAUGGUGUCUGAGAAUUUUUCCCUCAAUCUUGUAUUCUCAGAUAGUCCUGAUUUGACACACUUUACUAACAUGUCCUUCAUGGAGUCCAAGAUUCUUAAUGCUUGA
Dibothriocephalus latus is the source of this 393-nucleotide messenger RNA. Lineage: Eukaryota; Metazoa; Platyhelminthes; Cestoda; Diphyllobothriidea; Diphyllobothriidae. The record is from the annotation of a GenBank genome assembly.